Trichoplusia ni (cabbage looper) is the source of this 676-nucleotide messenger RNA. RefSeq names its product NTF2-related export protein (gene Nxt1). The transcript has a single exon. Gene Ontology annotation, cellular component: nuclear pore central transport channel. The record is from RefSeq and is a predicted model, not a curated record. Gene Ontology annotation, biological process: protein import into nucleus. NCBI's taxonomy places the organism in Eukaryota, Metazoa, Arthropoda, Insecta, Lepidoptera, Noctuidae. The coding region runs from base 114 to 521 and encodes 135 amino acids.
UCGUCAAUUUGACAAAGACAAGCUGUCAGGCAACGUUGUGGAAAGUUAUACCUAUAUAAAUCACUAAAGUUUUAAGAAUAAUAAUUGUUAUUUCUUAAUAAAUUAUACGAAUUAUGUCGGAAGUCAGUACAAAAAAUAUUGAUAAUGCCUGUGAGACUGCGGAAGAGUUCACGAAAGUGUUUUAUAAACAAAUGGAUAGCAGUCGUCAUUUAACUUCCAAACUUUAUCUGGACACCGGUCUGCUAGUAUGGAAUGGAAACGGGAUUAGCGGCAACGAUAAGAUUCAGAAAUUUCUCCUGGAUUUACCGACAAGUAACCACGUGCUCAAGACAUUGGACGCUCAACCCAUAGCGGAAACCGUGGUUUCAAACAAACUAACCUAUAUUAUUCAAGCUUGUGGCGAAGUAUCGUAUCAAAAUGACAAAAGCAAAAAGCCUUUUCAACAAACUUUCAUUAUCGUGGCAGUCGACGGAAAGUGGAAAAUUGUAUCAGACUGCUUUAGAUUUCAAGACCCAUCCUAAUCUUGAAUAUUUGCUAAUCAAGAGGCUGACUGUAUUUAAAAUAAUAUAAAUGGAUUUAUGACAAAUCACGAGGAAUCAUGUUUUGAUAAUAAAUUGUACAUCAUGAAAUGUAUUGCAUAUUAAGAAAAUCAAAAUAUGUUUCAUUACCUACUGGA